This is a messenger RNA of Megalobrama amblycephala (Wuchang bream), 2385 nucleotides long. It is a transcript of the gene f7i, whose product is annotated as coagulation factor VIIi. Gene Ontology annotation, biological process: blood coagulation; proteolysis. The record is from RefSeq and is a predicted model, not a curated record. The transcript is spliced from 8 exons. The coding region runs from base 116 to 1465 and encodes 449 amino acids. Lineage: Eukaryota; Metazoa; Chordata; Actinopteri; Cypriniformes; Xenocyprididae. Gene Ontology annotation, cellular component: extracellular region. Gene Ontology annotation, molecular function: calcium ion binding; serine-type endopeptidase activity.
ACAGGCUAAAUACCAUCAGCAGCCCUUUGCUCCGGUCGAUCGGUAAUUUCAGUCUCCGUGUCUCUCAACAGGAUUCUGAGGAAACUUUGACCACGCGCGUGUCCGGCAGGGAAACAUGAACACUUGUGCUGUUGUGUUGGUGUGCGUCCUGAUAUUUCACGGAUCCAGCGGCGUGUUUCUUGAUAAAGAUGACGCCAGUUCGGUGCUGCAGCGCGUCAGGCGCGCGAACUCCUUCCUUGAGGAGAUGAAGGGCGGGAAUCUCGAGCGCGAGUGCAUCGAAGAAAUCUGCGACUACGAGGAGGCGCGCGAGGUGUUCGAGGACGACACGAAGACGAAACAGUUUUGGUUGAGUUACUCCGCGAAGGAGCCCUGCUUGACCAAUCCGUGCAAGAACAAAGGCACAUGCGUUUAUCUGGCCAACACCUACUACUGCCAGUGUCUGGAGGGGUUUGAGGGCAAAUACUGUGAGAAGGGGUUUGAGGAGACGCUGAAGUGUCAGUAUGUGAACGGAGGCUGUGAGCAGUUCUGCGACGCUUCCGGACCCAGACGCACGUGCAACUGUGCCGCGGGAUACACACUCGGAGCUGAUGGGACGUCUUGUGUUGCUCAAGUUGAAUAUCCAUGUGGAAAGGUUCCGCUUCAGAACAACACAGUUCAUUCUCAAAAACAGACUGUGGGUGGAAUUCACUGUCCCAGAGGUCACUGUCCUUGGCAGGCGCUGAUCGAUUAUAACGGUGAGAGUCUGUGUGGCGGGGCUCUUCUGGAUGACAGCUGGGUCCUAACAGCUGCUCACUGCGUUCAUCAGAAGGACAUGAAGCGUUUGAAGGUUAUCACAGGUGAUCAUGACCUGGAUGUGAUGGACGGCCCGGAGGAGGCGUAUGAUGUUGCUGGUGUGGUUAUCCAUGAGAACUACGACCCCGUGUCACUGGAUAGUGACCUGGCCCUCCUGAAGCUUCAUGGAAAACUCAAGCGCUCUGCGUACGCCGUGCCCGUUUGCUUGCCCACGGCAGAGCUGGCACAGAUCGAGCUCGCUGCCGUCCGCUUCCACACGCUCAGCGGAUGGGGCAAGCGAACCGUGGGGGACAACAUCCAUCCGUCAAAGGGCCUGAAAGCCCCGUCGUCCGCCACUCUGCAGCGGCUAGCCGUCCCUCUGUUGCCCACAGCGCAGUGUGUGUCGAGCAGCGGUGUCAACAUCACCGCAAACAUGUUCUGUGCGGGUUAUGUCGAGGGUGGUCACGAGUCCUGCAGAGGACAUGACGGAAGUCCGCUCGUCACCCGCUACGAGGGAACGUCCUUCCUGACGGGUGUCGUGUCAUGGGGUAAAGGCUGCGAUCAGCCGGGGUACUACGGGAUUUACACCAAAGUAGCUAACUUCUUAAAAUGGAUUGAAAUUGUUAUGAAAACCCCCAUUGAGGGGCUGAAUAAAAUCAGUGUAUCUCCUGUUGAACAGUCCACUCACAAUUAAUGUCUUUACUAGAGGUUAAUACACUCGCGACAAUAAAGGUUUCACAAGAAUUGAUCACUGAAAGGUUCUUUGGGGCAUUAAUAAUGGACUCUCGUCUCGUGUGCCUAAUUACAUUUGUCAUCCAUCAAAACUUUACUAGCGCGACAAUGGUUUGCUUUAUCCAACCGAGAGAUGUAGUUUAAGUUCUUGCAGCGGUACACUAUUCCCUCCACCAUCUCUGAUGAAAUCGGCCGGGUUUUGUCUGCAUUAGGGAUGAUUUGGACUGACUGUUUGAGUGCAUUCGCUUACUGGAUCCUUGGACUGAAAACUUUCCAAGAGGAUCUGAUCGAGAACAUUGAUUCCGCUAUAAUGUAUUGAUUGAGGGGCUGUUUUCACAACACCAUGUUCAACUAAAAAUGAAAAACAUUUUAUUUGUUUUGGCCAUUCAUUUACACAACAACAGCGUUUUGGGGGCCUGAAAAUGCAAACUUUCAAAGUGCAAGUUUUUGAAAACAAUACUGUUAUCAUCUACAACAAAAACGCGGAUCUGUGAAAAUGGUGAUGGCAUGCACAUGCUUAUUUUACAUUUAGUCUAUAGGCAUGGGCGUUUGGCGCGAGUGCUCUGUAAAGAAUGCGAAUGUGCGCAUGCGCGUAAUAUUUCUUUCCAAAGUGACAUCGCCAACUACUGGCCUGGCAUGCAUAAUACUCUUUGACAUUGUCGUCGUGUCGCGUACCAUCAAAUUAUUAAUGAAUUUUUUUAACCACUCUGCAUGCCCCACACUUUGAAAAUCCCUGUUCUUUGUCCUCACUGUGGAAACCCCGAAUCUUUAUUUUUAAGAGUGUAUGGAUGUUAAAGCUUCUACAAACCAUCAAUGCCAAUAAAGAAACUUUAUUUUUAAGAGUGUAUGAUGAUCGUUGAAAUAAAAGUCAUUGUGAGUGUG